Messenger RNA from Sapajus apella (tufted capuchin), 1489 nucleotides. RefSeq names its product SAC3 domain containing 1 (gene SAC3D1). The transcript has 2 exons. The record is from RefSeq and is a predicted model, not a curated record. Bases 670 to 1368 code for a protein of 232 amino acids. Lineage: Eukaryota; Metazoa; Chordata; Mammalia; Primates; Cebidae. Gene Ontology annotation, cellular component: spindle; centrosome; nucleus. Gene Ontology annotation, biological process: spindle assembly; centrosome duplication.
UCUUUGCCGCCUGCAAAUCCCAAAACGCGGCCCUUUGUAGAAUACAUUUGCUGAUCCCUGAGCUAGAAAAUAGGGAGCAUAGUCUCCAGGGAAACAGAAAAUGACAAUGGAUGGAGCCGUUUUAUAGGGUGGAAGGGAUGGAGGAGAGGAACCCAAAGCGGGGGUACCUGUCUCAGAGGCCCCCAAAGCCAAACACCGAUUGCUCAGCCGGCUGGAGCCCGGCAGGACUGGGGGGCGUGGCCUCGGUUCCGCCCCGCCCCCGCCUCGCCUCACCACAAAGCGAUUGGUUGCGGCAGGGAUUACACCGGUGUAUCAUGGGAGCGGCCCGAACUACACUCUUAAAAAAUCCAAGGGGAGCGCGCAAAGCUGAGCUUGGCGCUUGAUGGGGACUUUUUGCCGCGCAGGAACCACAGGGGCGUUGCAGGACUACAGCGCAGUGCAUCUGGGGAGGCCGAUUCGACGGGACCGGGUGAGAGGACGGAGGUGGGCAGGGGCGGACGGCGAUGGCCCGACGGGCGACCAGGAGGCCGGAGAUCAUGGCGGGCAGGCGGGCCCAGCCAGGUUCAGCCCCAAUGCGUUGCUCCCCAUAGCCAGCCGGCCUCUCGUGCCCUUCCGCGGCACCGCUGUCCCCGAGAUGCUGAGCCCCCACCGUCUCCUCGCAGCCUCCUCAUGCCCGGCUGUGAGCUGCCCGUGGGCACCUGCCCGGACAUGUGUCCGGCAGCCGAGCGCGCCCAGCGCGAAAGGGAGCGCCGCCUGCACCGAUUGGAGGUGGCGCCGGGGUGUCGCCAGGACCCGCCGCGCGCCGACCCGCAGCGCGCGGUGAAGGAGUACAGCCGACCAGCCGCCGGCAAGCCCCGGCCCCCGCCCAGCCAGUUGCGUCCGCCCUCUGUGCUGCUGGCCACCGUGCGCUACCUGGCCGGUGAGGUGGCGGAGAGCGCAGACGCCGCCCGCGCAGAGGUGGCCAGCUUCGUGGUGGACCGCUUGCGAGCCGUGCGCCUGGACCUGGCCCUGCAGGACGCGGGCGACGCCGAGGCAGCAGUGGUGCUCGAGGCGGCGCUGGCCACGCUGCUGGCCGUGGUGGCGCGGCUCGGACCCGACGCGGCGCGGGGACCCGCGGACCCGGUGCUGCUGCAGGCCCAGGUGCAGGAGGGUUUUGGCUCGCUGCGGCGCUGCUACGCUCGGGGCGCCGGACCGCACCCCCGCCAGCCCGCCUUCCAGGGCCUCUUUCUGCUCUAUAACCUGGAGAUGGGGUCUCGCUUGUUGCCACUCGAGUUCCUGGGCUCAAGUGAUUCUCCAGCCCCACCUUCCCAAGUAUCUGGGUGCCUGCCAUUAUGCCCAGUUAAUGGUUUAUCUUUGUUCACACUGUGAAAAAGACAUAGUAAUUAUCCCUGGUCUAGUGGGGGAAGAAACCGAAGCCCAGGGUGGUGACUUGCCUCUUGACACAGCACUGGUUAACAGUAGCAGAGGUAGGACCAUGAUUUUCUUUUAA